AUAAACCUUGUGUUUACAAACAUUUACAGCUAUCAUAUUUAAAGGUUUUUGAUUUUGUCAAAUCCUAAUAGACUUUGACAUAAUUUUGUUUAAUAAUUAUUUGGUAAUACGAUGGAUUCUUCCCAAAGUCAGUCUAUGAUGGCUGCGGAAGGCUCGGCUCAAGGUGUUCGAAUCUUGUGCUUGCAAAACCUGAUUGAGAAGAAUAUUGAGAUAGAGCAACAAAUUGAAAACAAGACGUUUGACCAAUCCAUCGCGGCAAUCGAAGAAAUCCUUCGUACAGCGAACGAUAUUAACAAGGGACAUGAGGACCGCCGAACAAAUUCGACGGAACUUGUAUUGGACACGGAGUUAUUGAGACGAAAUCAUGAAGUUGUGGGCAAAGCCAUACAGCACAACACUAACUUUACGGACAGAAUGCUGAUCACGGCAAUCAAUGAAAUGGUCUUUAAAGAACAUGAAGAGGAUUGGGACGCCGUAUGCGCACUGGCCAUUCAGUUUGGGAGACCGCUCUUCACAAAUGAUAGCAUGCUACCAUUCAUUGAUGUUGCUCCAAAGGAGGUCAUACCCAAACAGCGUGCCCAACGCAAACAAAAAUCCCUGGUUGAGGAAAAGCGUCCGAAGAAGAGUGAUAAAUUGGAACGCAAGGACGAAGGCGCAGCCUCCGUCAGCCAUAUACUGAAACAGAUCAGACAAAUAUAUCGAGAGGGCGAUAAUCAGCCGAUUCCGUAUUUUAAAUUAAUUUGCAAUCCAAACAACUUUAUGGACACCGUUCAGAAUGCAUUGCAAAUUUCGUUUCUUGUCAAGGAGAACUAUAUUUCCGUUGAAAACGGCGAGGAUGGUUUGCCGUUGGUUCACGUUGUAAAUUCAAAAAGAGUGGAGGGUAAUGAGUCUGCACAGGCUAUAUGUUCUAUCGAUGUUACAUUUUGUGAGAAAAUGGCAAAGUACUACAACCUUAGAGAGCCAAUGUUGAAAAGACUUCAAGCUGACGAAAGUUAGAUUUAACACUUAAUUCCGAUAUAUAGUUUAUAAUAAAAAAACAAUAAAUACAAAAACAAAACGUUUUAAAUGCUUUAUGAAA
Messenger RNA from Drosophila rhopaloa, 1078 nucleotides. RefSeq names its product non-structural maintenance of chromosome element 4 (gene Nse4). The record is from RefSeq and is a predicted model, not a curated record. Gene Ontology annotation, biological process: DNA repair. Gene Ontology annotation, cellular component: Smc5-Smc6 complex; nucleus. Lineage: Eukaryota; Metazoa; Arthropoda; Insecta; Diptera; Drosophilidae. The coding region runs from base 112 to 996 and encodes 294 amino acids. The transcript has 5 exons.